AUGGCUUCUGUCGCAGAGGCCCGCCGCAGUCCCUUUUCGGGCGACCCUCACCAUCCCAACCUGCACAAGUCGAUUCCCAUCCUGCCCUCGUCCAGCCCGAGGCUUGCGGCGUCCCGGGACCCCAUGGACAUCACGCCCUCGUCGUCGAACAUGGGCCCGCCCAACGAGCGCACCCAAUCGGUCUCGUUCCAGCUGCCGUCGCAAAGAGAAGGAAACGGCGAUUCGGAAAACACUUCGCCUCCCAAUGGCAACACGGCGCCUGCAGUGGGCGCUGCCGCAGCUGCACAACAGCCCAAGGUCGUCCAGACGGCCUUCAUACACAAGCUAUACAACAUGCUCGAAGACCAGAGCAUUCAGCACCUCAUCUCCUGGGCGAGCACUAACGAGAGUUUCGUCAUGUCCCCCUCUAGCGAGUUCUCCAAAGUCCUUUCGUCCUACUUCAAGCACACCAACAUUUCCUCAUUUGUGCGCCAGCUGAACAUGUACGGCUUCCACAAGGUGAGCGACGUUUUCCACACUGGAUCGCCAGACACCCCGCUAUGGGAGUUCAAGCACGGCAACGGAAACUUCAAGCGAGGCGAUCUGGUCGGUCUGCGCGAAAUCAAGCGACGUGCUUCUAGACAUGCCCUCGUCCAUCGCGAGUCCUUCCCCGCGCCCAAAAUGCCCCUUGGCCCACCAGCUGGGCAGGCGGUCGACCCAAUGCCGGACCCUGUCGAGUCACGUCUCCAGAGUCUCGAAUAUAACCUCCAUGACAUGCAUGCGCGCAUGCAGCGAUCAGAAGACACAUGCGCAUACCUCACUCAAAGGAGUUCGGUGCUAGCCGAGGGCAUGAUGAAAUGCCACCAAUGGAAUCAGGACCUUGCAAACCUCAUCAUGCAAAUGGUGCCGGACCCGGAAAACCCUAUCCAUAGGGAUGUCGCUAUGAUGCAGCGUGAAAUUGCUCGACAAACAGACAUGCUCCGAGCAUUGGAGCCACCAGAAGAUGCACCUCUCUCCGCACGCCAAUCCUACUUCAUGCAACCACCCAACCCUGCUGUCAAUUCGCCCUACGCUUCUGGUUACAACUCCACACAAUGGCCCUCGUCACCGCGCCAUCCACCUAUCGGAGGUGGUGACCAGCAGCUCCGUGAUGCAUUGGAAUCAUAUCAAUUACCCCGCGGUCCACGGCAAGCACAGUCAAGACACGGCUCUCCUCCACCGCCAAAUGAGAAUAUGCCGUCGACAUUAAAUCCGGAUGCUGGCUGGACACUACCGGGAGCUAGAUACCCUUUCAAAGGCCUCGACACUGGACCACCUACUCGACGAUCUAGUAUGGCGUCCAAUGUCCACUCGCUCCUCAACCCCGCGGAAACUGCGGAACGCAGUGAGGAGGAUGAAGCAGAUGACGUGCGUAAGCGAAAACGCAUGCAGUGA
Molecule: messenger RNA, 1413 nt
Organism: Alternaria hordeiaustralica
Lineage: Eukaryota; Fungi; Ascomycota; Dothideomycetes; Pleosporales; Pleosporaceae
Exons: 7
Coding region: 1-1413 (470 amino acids)
Biological process (GO): regulation of DNA-templated transcription
Molecular function (GO): DNA-binding transcription factor activity; sequence-specific DNA binding
Source: RefSeq, a predicted model, not a curated record